AUGCCUCAUGCUCGAAAUAGGAACCCUAGCCCCAUCCCUGAGGUAACAUGGGAUACGGGAUUGAAGGAGAUGAACGAAACUUGGAAGGGAGCUAUUGCCUGUCUCGGGGUGGCAGUCUUUUUCGUCAUGACCAUUGGGAUCAUAUACUGGCAAGUGGUGGAUCAGCCCAACAAGAACUGGAUCCUAAAGGGGAGUUAUAGCGGGCUAAUCUGGGAGAGACGGACUCACUCUCUGGUCAUACAGACACUGACAGAAGACAAGACCUACGUGGAGAUUGACGUGGGCAACGUGGGGAACCCCGAUAUUGAAGUGCCGUUUGUCAGGAACCUGUGCUGGCUCAAUAAGACGGAGUUCUGCUAUACAUGGGAUUCGGUGGCGGAUGUUAAAAUCUCUUUGGAGGUGAAUGAGGCGACGGAGACGGAGUGUUAUAGCAUGACAUGGGCGCCGGUGCACUGUCAUGUGGAGCUGAAGGACUGCUUCUCCAUGGCUAACAUGUCGUGGUACGGUGGCGCCAGCGUCCAGAACCAGAGUUGGCCAAUCAACGAGCAGAAUGUCACCAUGCAGCCGUUCACUGUCAGCAACCUCAGGGACAACCCCUCUGGCUUUGGCUCAGUUCUCGAACGCUACUUCCUGGGCUCGUCAGGUGUAGCAGUGCUGGUGUCCCCAGAUGUUCCUCUUCAGGUGGGAAUGGAGAGCCGACAGCAUUUUUGCCUGCAGUCUCCCUCCAGCCUGGAGCGCACUCCGCUUCAGUACACUGUGUGCGUGGGCCACAACAUCAGGGCUGUACACCAGGAGGUGCUGCAGCAGCUCUCAUCGCCCAGCAGGGAGCUGCCCAACAUGGACGUCUUAUGGUUGCCUUUCUGGAAGCUUCUGGCCAGUGUGGACUCAGGGCCAAAGGUAGAGAGGGAGUUGAGGACCUUCUCCAACCGUCUGAGGAGACACCAGCUGGGAGAGGGGGCCAUCAGCCUCAACGAACAUUCCACUGCCCUCCUCGCCGACAUGGACCAUGAUUACCGCACCAGCAGGAAAAGGGGGACAUCCAAGAGACAGACCAGGGACUUCAGGGACCUCUCACUGAUCAAGCUUCUAAACAUUUCCAUCACCCUGUCCCCGUUCCUGAGCGUGGACACCACCCAGUUCCACAAGUCCCUGCUGGACGGCACUGAGGCCUAUUGGCUCAGCCUCCCCGUAGCCCCACAGGGGCGACUGGUGCCUGUGCUGACCCAGUGGCGAGGGCAGUUCUGCGUGAAACUGAACAUCAGCAACCCAGAGGCGGUCAGCUGGUUCCUGGACCGGGUGGGCUUGCUGCAGGCCCGUCUGGGAAUGGAGUACAUCCAUCUGGAGGGGGCGGAGGGGAACCCGCUUGACCUGGGCGGGGGAGACCAGUAUAUUGGCCAACUGGCAGAUGUGGCAGCCAGGAUAGAAGAGUCGGCUAUCAUGAAUGCAGGGACGAGGUCAAGUCACAAGCCUGUGUUUGUGCGGAUGCCUCCUUUGCAGUCUGACUGGAGCUCCUCUGGACUGAAGGGCCUCAUUCCCUCCUUGCUGCACCACACUCUGCUGGGGUACAACUUACUCAUUCCCGACGCAGUAGGUGGUUCUCUAUCUGGGGAGCUGGUGACUGACGAGGAACUGUUCAUCAGGUGGCUGCAGAUUGUAGCCUUCCUCCCCGUCAUCAGCUUUGAGACGCCUCCCUGGGUCUGUGGGGAGGACCGGGUGCUGAACUUGACGCGGGCUCUCAUCGCGUGGCACCAGGACUUUGUGGUUCCACUGGUGACGAGGUAUGCAGAGGACUGGAUGACCUCGGGGAGCCCAAUUUACCGGCCCCUGUGGUGGCUCAGCCCUGAUGACCCCGUGACCUUCACCAUUGAUGACCAGUUCCUCAUCGGAGACGAGGUCCUUGUUGCCCCGGUAAUAGAGAGGGGGACAGUACGGAGAAAUAUUUACCUGCCCGACGGGGGCUUUCAGUGGCAGGACAGCCGCAACGCCCAGGUGUUCGACGGGGGAACUCUCUUGGAGGACUACCCUGUCGCCCUCGAGGAGGUCGCCAUUUUCUUACGGAGGAGAUCUUGA
This is a messenger RNA of Salvelinus namaycush (lake trout), 2070 nucleotides long. RefSeq names its product SITS-binding protein. The transcript is spliced from 10 exons. Lineage: Eukaryota; Metazoa; Chordata; Actinopteri; Salmoniformes; Salmonidae. The record is from RefSeq and is a predicted model, not a curated record. The coding region runs from base 1 to 2070 and encodes 689 amino acids.